This is a messenger RNA of Drosophila guanche, 1461 nucleotides long. RefSeq names its product 26S proteasome regulatory subunit 6B (gene Rpt3). Gene Ontology annotation, molecular function: ATP binding; proteasome-activating activity; ATP hydrolysis activity. The transcript has 3 exons. Bases 96 to 1337 code for a protein of 413 amino acids. NCBI's taxonomy places the organism in Eukaryota, Metazoa, Arthropoda, Insecta, Diptera, Drosophilidae. The record is from RefSeq and is a predicted model, not a curated record. Gene Ontology annotation, biological process: proteasome-mediated ubiquitin-dependent protein catabolic process. Gene Ontology annotation, cellular component: proteasome regulatory particle, base subcomplex.
UUGCGCUAUCGAUAUUUCUCCCAACCCUACACUGCCGUAGGCUGGUUUUGACGAGUCAUUUUCCCAUUUUUAAAAUUAAUAAAGUCUGAAAAGAUAUGCCGUACACAAUAGACGUACUUAUGACUGAGAAGGACGAAGUCUGCGAUUUCAAGCCGAAAGAUGCGCACAGCUCUUUGGAUGAAUUGGACAUUGAUGAUUUGUAUGUGCGUUAUAAGAAACUUCAAAGAACCUUGGAGUUCAUAGAGGUGCAGGAGGAGUACAUCAAGGAUGAGCAGCGUAAUCUAAAGAAGGAAUAUCUACAUGCCCAGGAGGAGGUGAAGCGCAUACAGUCGGUUCCGCUGGUGAUUGGGCAAUUCCUGGAGGCGGUCGAUCAGAACACUGGUAUUGUUGGCUCCACAACCGGGUCUAAUUACUAUGUUCGCAUCCUGUCCACUAUCGACCGUGAGUUGCUAAAGCCAUCGGCUUCCGUGGCGCUGCACAAGCACAGCAACGCCUUGGUAGAUGUGCUGCCACCCGAGGCGGAUAGUUCUAUAUCAAUGCUACAGCCCGACGAGAAGCCCGACGUAAGCUACGCCGAUAUUGGUGGCAUGGACAUGCAAAAGCAGGAGAUUCGAGAGGCAGUCGAGCUACCCCUCACCCACUUCGAGCUGUACAAACAGAUCGGCAUCGAUCCCCCCCGCGGUGUCCUCAUGUACGGACCGCCUGGCUGUGGCAAGACCAUGCUUGCUAAGGCCGUGGCUCACCACACUACCGCCUCCUUUAUUCGUGUGGUCGGAUCAGAAUUCGUGCAGAAGUACCUCGGCGAAGGUCCGCGCAUGGUGCGCGAUGUCUUCCGGCUGGCCAAGGAAAACGCUCCAGCUAUUAUAUUCAUUGAUGAGAUCGACGCGAUUGCAACCAAGCGUUUCGAUGCCCAGACCGGGGCCGAUCGCGAGGUCCAGCGCAUAUUGCUGGAGCUCCUAAACCAGAUGGAUGGCUUUGACCAGACCACCAAUGUGAAGGUGAUCAUGGCCACAAAUCGCGCCGACACCCUGGAUCCUGCUCUGCUGCGGCCCGGACGCCUCGAUCGAAAGAUCGAGUUCCCGCUCCCCGAUCGCCGCCAGAAGCGUUUGGUAUUCUCCACAAUCACCUCCAAGAUGAACCUCAGCGAGGAUGUCGAUCUGGAGGAGUUCGUUGCUCGACCGGACAAGAUCUCUGGUGCCGACAUAAACGCCAUCUGCCAGGAGGCGGGUAUGCACGCGGUGCGUGAAAAUCGUUACAUCGUUCUUGCCAAAGACUUCGAGAAGGGCUACAAGAACAACAUCAAGAAGGACGAACAGGAGCACGAGUUUUACAAGUAGAUUUCAAUUAGGACCCGCACCUCCCCCUCCAGCACUAUCUUAUCCAAAACUCUUCAUACCUACCACAUCUACCUAAAAAUAAUAAUGUAUCAGUAAUAAACAGGACUUGUUUCUAUUGCCAUUC